CAACAUACACAACAUGCAUACAUGGGUCAAAGACCCGUUGUUGACCAUCGAUGAAGCCUUUGUGAUCAGAGGCGGGACCCUUAUAAUGGGCGACCCCGCUGCCGUCUGGCUCAUCCACCAGCCCACCCAAAGGCGCCCCCGCACCCACCAAAGGAGCGCACUCUGGGACAUUGAAGUCCGUACCCUGCAACCCAAAGACGCUUCGUCGCAUCUCGCUAUCCUCGGCCACCCGAUUAUCACCCCCAGUCCCGCGGUUAUCAUGUAUUCCCCCACUAGCAGCAUCGGCUCCCUCAAGCGCACCUCGACCCGCUACAGGCCCGCGACGCCCAAGCAGGACAUCGAGCGCAUCCUCGACUCGGGCUACGCGUCCGACUCCGUCGUCGCGAAGGCGCGCCGCUACGACGGCGUGUACGUCGACAGCACCGGCGAGCUGCACGACCCGUCCUUCCGCGAGUUCCCCAGCCUUACCCACCUCUACGACCUGGAGCACAACCGCGCGCACCACAUGCUGCGCAACCCGGGCCGUGUGCGGAUCGCGAGCGAGGAGGAGGACGAGAUGUUCCUCAGCAACGAGCGCCCGUGCGGGUGCAAGCACCCUUACCCGUGCUCCCGCCCCUGCGACUGCCCGCGCUCCGUUUGCCCAUACGCGGCGCGCCGCUCUCCGGCCCCGAGCGCGGCUCCUCAGCCUCCCAUCACUUUCGCCGCGCCUGUGACAAAGACGGAGCGCAAGUCGAGUAUCUCCUCGGUCUUCUCGCGCAAGUCUGAAAGGUCCUCCCACUCGAGCAGCUCGCAUUCGCACCCUACCUCUGAGCCAAUUGCCGACGCCACCGUCGCUGAGGAGAGCGAAGGAGGCGACACCACUCUCGUCACCGACAAGGACACUGCGAGCGACUCGGAGCACAGCAGCGACCACACCUUGUGCAGUGAUGACGCUUCCUCGCCAGGCUCUAGCAAACUCCGCCGCUUCAGGUCUGGUUCUGCUUCGGCGGUUCUUACGAAGGCUGCGCAGGACAAGGCGCGCCCUUCCAUGUCCGACCACAUGCGCGAGCAGUGGGUGGCGGCCUCCCUCCCGGUGCGCCUCGGGCUCUUCCGCGCCGAGCGCAAGAUUCAAAAGCGCCUCGCCAGCCUCUCCCAGCGCACUGCUGGAGGAAGACCAACGGACGCCUUCAUUGCCGGCCGUCGUUCGCUUGAUGCGGCAUUCUGAACUAUGCAUCUCUCUCUCUGCUUUCUCUUCUUUCGCCUCAUUCUCCUAUGCAUCAUGAUACCCACACAUAUGACUCGCUUACCUCGCAUGCACCUUCAUAGACACAUUGUAUCAUUGACCGCACGUCUUUGGGAUUUUGGAUUGUAUACCUGCAGGAUUAGAUAUAUCAAUUACAACAUGGGUUUCAAGAACUUCGAAUGCUUCAGAAAGCGCGACACUCAGUCGUCGGACCCAUCUGACUCCACGUCCAUCACACCGUCCUCCAUUCGGAUUUGGUCAACGCCCUGGUAGGGCACCUUGUCCUUCAUCCACCUUCCCCAGAGCACGUCGAUGCGACAAAGUCCCGCCGCCGUCGCGCUGGCUAGCAUGCUCGACCGCG
Schizophyllum commune H4-8 is the source of this 1583-nucleotide messenger RNA. RefSeq lists its product as uncharacterized. The transcript has 2 exons. The coding region runs from base 86 to 1204 and encodes 372 amino acids. The record is from RefSeq and is a predicted model, not a curated record. Lineage: Eukaryota; Fungi; Basidiomycota; Agaricomycetes; Agaricales; Schizophyllaceae.